AUGUGCGUCAACCCUCAACCAGUGGUUGGGCUGUUUAGUUGUCUCUCCCUCGGAACAGAAAGACCCGAAAAGGUGGCCGGAGUUGAAGCCGGUUUCGAUUUGCUCAGAUCGCUCAUUCGUCAGUGGACCAGCCAAAAGUACAGUAGUAGCGAAAAACGGCGUAUAAAGGUGCAUCUCCAAACCCAGCAAAUGGGGAAGAUGACUAUGGGUCAAAUGGCAUUUAAACUUUACAAAAGUGAUGGUGUGCUGUCGUUUUACAACGGAAUAUCCGCAUCCUUGUUACGGCAACUCACAUACUCCACUACUCGCUUCGGAAUGUAUGAAACGCUAAAGAAGCAGUUUCCCUCUGAUCAGCCUCUGCCCUUCUAUCAGAAAGCACUCCUUGCCGGAUUUUCUGGUGCGUGUGGUGGUUUUGUUGGUACACCUGGGGAUCUGGUUAAUGUUAGAAUGCAGAACGACGUCAAGUUGCCCAUGACAGAGAGGCGUAACUACAAACAUGCUUUGGAUGGUGUCGUUCGCAUUUUAAGGGAGGAAGGAGCGGUACGCCUGUUUGGAGGCGCAUCCAUGGCGACUUCGAGAGCAGUUCUAAUGACUAUUGGACAACUUUCCUUCUACGACCAAAUCAAGCAAAUGAUGAUUGAAAGCGGAAUUGCGCAAGACAACUUGUACACUCAUUUUUCGAGCAGCUUUUGCGCGGCUAGCAUUGCCACAGUCUUGACUCAGCCUUUGGAUGUAAUGAAAACCCGUUUAAUGAACGCUCCUCCAGGCCAAUUCAAGGGUAUUUUUGAUUGCUUCCUUUAUACGGCAAAGUUGGGACCAACCGGAUUCUUCAAGGGCUUCAUCCCUGCUGAGGAGAAGCGUCUAAGAAGGAAAUUGCGUCGUCAGCUGAAACGUGAUCAUGAGAGCGAAUGGACGUCAAGGACAAAGGAGUUUGAAAAGGCGUGGAAGGACAAGAACCAGUGGAAGGUUAAUGCUUUGCUAGAAAACUAUAGCGGCUUGAUGAAGAAGUGUUGA
This is a messenger RNA of Necator americanus (New World hookworm), 1014 nucleotides long. RefSeq lists its product as uncharacterized. Gene Ontology annotation, biological process: thiosulfate transport; phosphate ion transmembrane transport; malate transmembrane transport. The record is from RefSeq and is a predicted model, not a curated record. The transcript is spliced from 8 exons. Gene Ontology annotation, molecular function: sulfate transmembrane transporter activity; thiosulfate transmembrane transporter activity; malate transmembrane transporter activity. Lineage: Eukaryota; Metazoa; Nematoda; Chromadorea; Rhabditida; Ancylostomatidae. The coding region runs from base 1 to 1014 and encodes 337 amino acids.